AUGGUGAUGAGUUCCGCAAGUCGUGCCGUGCUGUUGAAGAUAUGGUUGCUGGACUCGUACGUUGUUGCGGCCUCAGGUGAACUCCACGAUGAAGACACCGUAGAAUCCGGAAUGGAGAUUCAUCCGUUUCCUGCUGUGAAAAUGCUCUACAAGGUAUUCGACGCUCAGAGUGCGGCAACCGAUCCACGUGCAAACGGUGAAGAUGCUAGCGUUGGUCUGAUCGACGUGCCGUUGGGGUGCUGCAUGAAACUCAUCGAACAUCUGCUAUUGAGCAGCUAUUCAUUGCCACUCCCAUGUAGAUCUGUGGGACAAUUUUACGUUGGUUUCUUGAAACUCGCUGACUCUGUGUAA
Messenger RNA from Cooperia oncophora, 351 nucleotides. The record is from the annotation of a GenBank genome assembly. Lineage: Eukaryota; Metazoa; Nematoda; Chromadorea; Rhabditida; Trichostrongylidae.